Messenger RNA from Penicillium robsamsonii, 1236 nucleotides. RefSeq lists its product as uncharacterized. The record is from RefSeq and is a predicted model, not a curated record. Bases 1 to 1236 code for a protein of 411 amino acids. Lineage: Eukaryota; Fungi; Ascomycota; Eurotiomycetes; Eurotiales; Aspergillaceae. The transcript is spliced from 4 exons.
AUGUUUCACUCGACACCAUUCACGCAUCAAGUCCCUAUCAACAAUGAGUCUGAAAACUAUGUUGUGGGCAGUGAACUCGGUCUUUCCGGAAGAUUCGUACGAAACCUUUGCGAUCCUGUUAUUCAAGCAUUGAUGCCGCUGUCUGAAAUGCACUCCGUACGAUUCGCUGAUAUCCAAGCUCUCACCUUCUCUGAUAGAGUUAUCCCAGAUAUCGCUUUCGGUCUCGUUGUGAAUCCAGAAUCCUCUGCUUCUCUUGGCGGCACUUCUAUGGUUGGCGAGUUUAAGACACCCUGGACAGUGAAUUUCCACGAAAUGGAAAUCAAUUGUCCAAACCCACACCCUCGCUUAGAAACUCUGAUUGCCCAAAUGCGAAUGGCACGGGUCAGAUACGCCUUUUUGACUACGUAUAACUUCAUUGUGUUUAUUAAGAGAGCUAGCGACCUUUCGUACCUCCUCUCACGGCCCAUCGGAUAUGAUUGUCAAGGCCCGUCCCUCCGAGAAAUGUUCUUUGGAUUUUGUCUUCUGUCCAGGUUAGAUCCAAAUUACCAUGAAAGUGACCCUAACACGGCGAUAAUGGCAAGUGCCUAUCUAGGCUAUGCCUUCUUCGUCCAAGAUUUACCUCCCCUAGGCACCCCCCAGACUAUCACACCGACUAGCGUGGCUAUUGAAUGUAGCACCACAACACCUGUGAUUAUUAACUGCGUGGAACAAAUGUCACUUCCCGACAACCGGGAAAAGGCGGUGUGGUUAGCAGAAAUAAAUGGAGUUCGACGAGUACUAAAAUGCUGGAUACCUGACUUAGAUGCACCAUUUGAUAAUGAAGCCGGUGUUUACCAUCGCCUAGAAACAGCCCACCCGGCUGGAUGUUAUCUUUUCCCUAAGUGUAUUGCAAGACAAGUGGUAUGCUCGAGUCUAUUUCCGGCAGGUUACGUGAUUAUUAUGGAAUACCGGGAGGGGGAGCGACUCUCUGAUAUCUGGUAUAUGCUUAAUGUAGCUGAGCGAGCCUACAUUGAAAACGAAUGUUUAAAGGCUAUCCACGCGCUUCGUGAAAUAUCUAUUCGUCUUGACGACCCUGGGAAGCACAAUGUUCUAUAUGCAAGAGAGAGCAGGGCUGUGACUCUUAUCGAUUUUGAGGUUGCGGCGCCGCUUACGGUAAACACUUUCAUUCCUACCUCCUACGAGAUGAGAAAAAUCUUCAAUUCAAGCUUGCUUCUCACAGGCGAACAAGGCGGCUAG